AUGGAUCUCCUUCCUCUUCUUGCUUUUGUAUCAAUACCAGCUUGUCUGUUUUUUCUUCUGUGGUACCGUAAAGCGAUUCAAAGCUCUCGAUUUCCACCAACCGCAUAUGCAUGGCAGCUCGUAUGCAACAUGUCCAUGAGUCCCCUAGCCUCAUUAGCCAAUCUAGCGCAAAUUUAUGGCCCCAUUUUCUCUCUAAGGGUUGGAGCAUUGCUCAUCGUUGUUGCUUCAUCACCAGAAACCGCGAAGGAAAUACUUAAAGCUCGCGAUCAUAUAUUUUCUGGAAGGUACAUUCCUUCAUUGUAUUAUAAAAUUAUCCCACACAUGGAGCAAUCUUCGGUAUUGGGAUCCAGAGAAUGCAACGAUGAUUGGAAAUACAUACGGGGUAUGUGUCACAAUUGGCUUUUCUCUAACAAAGCUAUAAAACUACGGAAUGAGAUUAGAGAGAGGAAAAUGAUGGAAAUGGCGGAUUAUCUGCGUGCUAAAGAGGGGAAAAUCAUGACGCUAAGGAAUAUAGUCUUUGCAACUCUUGCUAACUCUAUGAGUAACAUGAUGGUGUCGAGGGACCUAAUUGAUCUUGGACGUGAAUGUGAAGGCCGAAAUCAGAGGUUGAUGGGAUUUAUAGAGGCAAUAAUGCUGGACGUUCUUGGAACUCCAAGCGUGGUUGACUUGUUUCCAACUUUGGAGGGAUUGCUAGGGUUCUGGGAAAGAAGGAAGGCCACUAAGUUACAUCAAGAGUUCAAGUCUCUUUGGGGGAAAGUUAUCGAGGAAAGAAGAGAAGAAAAAUGUGCUGGGAAAGCGCCAUAUCAUGAUUUGCUGGAUGCUUUAAUCGACAAUGGAUUUUGCAACGACAAAAUCUGCGCACUUUUGAUGGUCAAUUUGAUCUCGCCUUCAAUCCAUUUAAAUAUUGAUCCCGCUCGAUUUUUUGCGACCUCGAUGGACGACCACGAUCUUGACCACAUCAUCUCCCCAAAUCGGGCCUGA
Molecule: messenger RNA, 981 nt
Organism: Sesamum indicum (sesame)
Lineage: Eukaryota; Viridiplantae; Streptophyta; Magnoliopsida; Lamiales; Pedaliaceae
Product: putative (S)-N-methylcoclaurine 3'-hydroxylase isozyme 2
Molecular function (GO): iron ion binding; heme binding; monooxygenase activity
Source: RefSeq, a predicted model, not a curated record